UCUACUACUCUGUCCCUCUCCCCCCUCUCCCCGCUUCUUGUUGGCCUGAUAAUAAUGGAUUACAAGCUGGCAGCGCUGAAGGUGACGUGUCGUCAACUCAGGGAUGCUCGGAAGACCAACUCCACUCCUCCCUCAAUGUCUCUCUUCGGCAUCCUCUUCCAACGCGCUUGGAUCCAGGGCGUUCUUGUUUCUGGUUCUGAGGAAGGCCGCUUCCUUAUUGACGACGGCUCCGAUGUCGUUGAGCUCUCUCUCGCCAACGAGUCUAGCCCUCACAAUUGGAAAAAAGGAUUGUAUGUGAUGGUCGUUGGAUUGUACGUUCCCGCUUCGGCCGAUGACCCUGCCCUAAUCAAGGUUCACAAGAUCGUCGACCUGACACCAUACCCUGACCGAGAGGCAAUGUGGCAUCUUGAAGUCAUGGAGGCUUAUCAGUUGUUCUACCUACCUGUUCUUGAAUGACAUUUCUGUAUCUCAUGUCUAUUAGUUCUGGAUUCUAAACCCUUUUUUUUUCGCUAUCUUCUUCCUACAUUUAUCCCCCGUGCAUCCACAACUGUUUUGAUGUCAAGGAAUAUCAUUUUGUGAAAGUUUUCAGUCUCAGGCUGCGCUCAGCCACACCUGAAAUAUGCGACUGCCAUUUUCUGUUGAUGGUCUCUGAAGCUAUUGACAGUGAGCUUUUUGUUUUCCCUUUUCUUUCUCCUGGGUAUGGUCUUGCAAAAGUUUAUGCAGAUGUGUUGUGCCUCUUCAUGUGGUUCUUUUCCUUUCAUAUAAGCAUGUACAGGUGAAAUACAGAGGCAAGGUGCUCAAGUCGAAAUUCAUUACUCCAAUUUUCCACUAUGUAGAAAAUUGUUUGUAGGGUUUUUAUGUUGAGUCAAUUUCCGCAGUAAAUGGUAUUUUCAGGAUUGUAAAUUGCAAAUGUCAAUUGUUGGGACAGCUGUCAAAACAUUUACGACGAUCGAUCUAGCGUGUAUGUACCUUGGGUUCUUUUUUACGCAGAAGUUGUAAACCUUGGAUUAAUGUACUCAUUUCCACUUAUUUUA
Asparagus officinalis (garden asparagus) is the source of this 1034-nucleotide messenger RNA. RefSeq lists its product as uncharacterized. Gene Ontology annotation, cellular component: nuclear speck; cytosol. NCBI's taxonomy places the organism in Eukaryota, Viridiplantae, Streptophyta, Magnoliopsida, Asparagales, Asparagaceae. Gene Ontology annotation, biological process: DNA repair; regulation of sister chromatid segregation; maintenance of rDNA. The coding region runs from base 55 to 456 and encodes 133 amino acids. The transcript is spliced from 4 exons. The record is from RefSeq and is a predicted model, not a curated record.